Molecule: messenger RNA, 1535 nt
Organism: Mesoplodon densirostris (Blainville's beaked whale)
Lineage: Eukaryota; Metazoa; Chordata; Mammalia; Artiodactyla; Ziphiidae
Gene: TSPAN31
Product: tetraspanin 31
Exons: 6
Coding region: 191-823 (210 amino acids)
Cellular component (GO): membrane
Source: RefSeq, a predicted model, not a curated record
GGCCAUCGACGUUCUGGAUUAGCCCCGAGUUUCGCCAAUGCAAAGGCAGGGGUGGGACGGUGCAGGCGCAGAGGAUUGGGUUUGGCUGGACUCGAUUUAAAGAGACAGAAGCUGUCGGGGUCCAAGAAGACGGUAUCCACGACCCUCCCCCCAAGUCCUUGGGACCACUUGGGUCCCCAAAGCCGGGGAGAUGGUUUGCGGAGGCUUUGCCUGCUCCAAGAAUGCGCUGUGCGCGCUCAACGUAGUCUACAUGCUGGUAGGCUUGUUGCUCAUUGGAGUGGCUGCUUGGGCUAAGGGCCUGGGUCUGGUGUCCAGCAUCCACAUCAUCGGAGGAGUCAUUGCUGUGGGAGUCUUCCUUCUUCUCAUCGCAGUGGCUGGACUGGUGGGUGCUGUCAACCACCACCAAGUACUGCUGUUCUUUUACAUGAUCAUCCUUGGUUUGGUCUUCAUCUUCCAGUUUGGAAUCUCUUGCUCAUGUCUGGCUAUUAACCUAAGCAAACAGACAGAUGUCAUCAAUGCUUCUUGGUGGGUCAUGAGCAACAAGACCCGGGAUGAACUGGAAAGAAGUUUUGAUUGCUGUGGCUUGUUCAACCUCACAACCCUGGACCAACAAGAUUAUGCUUUCUGCACUGCAAUCUGCAAGAGCCGGAGCCCCACGUGCCAGAUGUGUGGAGAAAAGUUUCUUAAGCAUUCAGAUGAAGCCCUGAAAAUCCUGGGGGGUGUUGGACUCUUCUUUAGCUUUACAGAGAUCCUUGGUGUUUGGCUAGCAAUGAGAUUUCGGAAUCAGAAGGAUCCUCGAGCCAACCCCAGUGCCUUUCUAUGAGACUUUGGACCCUUCUGACUUCUCUCCUGCUGUCUGCUUUCCCUAAGCUUUUUCUUCCUCCCUUAGGGAAAACCUGGGGUCUAUAGCCCUUUUUGUUUGAGAAAAAGGAAAGGCCCUUUGCCAUGCUCCCUAAAGAUGAUUGAAUAGCUAGGCUUUAUGCCUUGACAUGUUUUGUUGGGAGCAAGAUUAUAAGGAAUAAAGGAAAACCUUCCUUCCUCUUCUCCCUAAGUGGAUAUGGGAAGCUCCUGGCAGUGCAUGAAAUGGGAUGGGGGUUGGAGUCAUUCCUGGCUGUUUCCCCUCUUCUCCCUUCCACAUACUAGACCAUCUCAACACAUCUUUGCUCCAAGAGUAAAUCAGGGACAGAUCCAGAGAGAAAACCAAGCACUCUUGUAAUAAGCAGGACUCUGUUUGGGGAAGUUCAGUGAAUAUAAAAAUAAAAACCAUUUAAACUCCAUAAUCAAAGAAGCAACGUAAGUGCCUUUUCUUCUCUUUAGUUAGCUGAGGGGUUCCACUGACUAUGUAGGCCCUGUGACCUAAGGAGAAUGUGCAGGGAAGUUCCAUCUUCCAGAUGGUUUUUUCAAAUCCCCAAAUGGCAAAGCCAACCAGAGAAAGAAACAUUAAAAAAAAAAAAAAAAGACCAGAUUUCUUUGUUUUGUUGUUUUUCCUGUAUAAAAAAGGAUCCCAAUAUCAAGGUAUAGGGAAGGGGAAGAAC